AUGUUCACCAAAACUCUUGCCGCCGCGUCGGCACUGUCACUCUUUGCAUCGACUGCUGUGGCCCUCGAUGCCACCUUGAAGAACAAUGUUGCCGUCUACUACGGACAAGGGUCAGGCCAGGACCGUCUCAGCCACUUCUGUGAGCAGACUUCAAUGGAUAUCAUCAACCUAGGAUUCAUCAACCAGUUCCCCAAGGCAGUGGGUGAUUUCCCCGGCUCCAACUUUGCCAAUCAGUGCGAUGGCUCCUGGUUCCCUGGCUCUGAGCUUCUGUCUGGCUGCCACCAGAUCUGGGAGGACAUUCCCAAGUGCCAGGCCGCUGGCAAGAAGGUCCUCCUCUCCAUUGGUGGUGGCAGUGCCACCUCCGAGUCACUUCCCGAUGAUAAGACUGCCGAGUGGUUUGCCGACUUCCUUUGGUACUCCUUCGGUCCUUACAACUCCAACUAUUCGUCUUUGUCCUGGACCAGUGCCUUGCUCACCAGGGCUUUCCCCCGUCCCUUCCAAACUGUUUCGGUUGAUGGAUUCGAUCUCGAUGUCGAGUACAAUGGUGGUGUUGGCUGGGCUGCCUUUGUCAACCGUAUGCGCUGGCACUACUCGACGGUCUCUGACAAGACCUACUACAUUUCCGGUGCUCCCCAGUGCCCAACUCCCGAUGCUCAGCUGAGUGACGCUAUCAGCAACUCCGUGUUUGACUUCCUCUGGGUCCAGUUCUACAACACCCCAUCCUGUGCUGCUUCCAACUUCGCCAACGGCACUUCCGGCUUCAACUUCGACAAGUGGGUCGAUGUCAUCCAAGCCAGCGCAAACAAGGACACCAAGCUGUUCAUCGGACUUCCUGCUUCCCAAACUGCCGCUAACCCCGGCAACUACCUGACCCCUGACCAAGUCCAGCCCCUGGUCGAGACCUACAUGAAUGCCUACCCUAAGCAGUUCGGUGGUAUCAUGCUGUGGGAAGCUACCGCCGGUGACCAGAAUGUCAUUGAUGGAACCACCUACACUGAACACAUGAAGGAGAUUCUGUACGGAUGUGCCCCUCCCCCUGUCACGUCCUCGACUGCUACCCCGACUCCCUCUGCCACCUCUACCCCCGUUCAGUCUUCCACUGUCCCUCCCUCCAGCUCUGCUACUCUGUCCAGCUCUGCUGCUCCUUCUAGCUCUGCUGCUCCUUCUAGCUCCGCUGCUCCUUCUAGCUCUGCUGCUCCUUCUAGCUCCGCUGCUCCCUCUAGCUCCGCUGCUCCCUCUAGCUCCGCUGCUCCCUCUAGCUCCGCUGCUCCCUCUAGCUCCGCUGCUUCUUCCAGCUCCGUUGUUUCUUCCAGCUCCGCUGCCUCUUCCAGCUCCGCUGCCUCUUCCAGCUCCGUUGCCUCUUCCAGCUCCGUUGCCUCCUCCAGCAUUGCUACCCCCUCUGGCUCUGCUACUCCCUCUAGCUCUGCUACUCCCUCUAGCUCCGCUGCUCCUUCUGGCUCCGCUACCCCCUCUGAGACACCUUGCGAGUCAAGCACUGCUUCCAGCUCAACUGUUCACUCCAGUUCCGUUGCUCACUCUAGCACUGCUACCCCCACCAGCGCUGUUGCUCACACUAGCACCGUUACUCCUUCCGGCUCCGCUACCCCCUCCGAGACACCCUGCGAGUCAAGCACUGCUUCCAGCUCCGCUGUUUCCUCUCACACCGCUGCUCCUUCGGGCUCUGCUACCCCCUCCGAGACUCCUUGCGACUCAUCGUCUGCUGUUCCUAGCAGCUCCGUCGUGACCUCUUCCACUGGACGCCCAGCUCCCCGCCCCUCCACCACAGGAAAGCCCGCACCCAGCUCUACUCCCCUGGUCACGAGCUCUUCAUCGGCCGCUCCUGCGACAGAGUCCGGUGCUUCCUCUGGGUCCUCUUCCGCUACUGAGUCUGGUGCUUCUUCUGCCGGUAGCCCCAGCUCGUCUGGUGUUCUACCCACUAACGCUCAGUCCACUGACGCCCAGCCUACCGGCACCCAGUCCACCGGCGCCCAGUCCACUGGCGUCCAACCUACUGGCAGCACUCAACCUUCCGGUGGCAACUCAGUUACUGUGUCUUCCGGCGUCACUGUCACUGCCGCUCCAUCUGUGACUGCCGCUCCUUCAUCUUCGACUCCCGGUACCACCACCACUAUUAUUGUUACUUCUUACGUUGAUAUCUGCCCCACUGGAUUCACCACUAUCACCACCACUAUCACCAGUACCUGGUGCCCAGGCAACUCCCCUGCCACCGCUACUGCCACUGGUACUGCUCAGAUUAGCGCCCCCACUGGAACCGCUGAAAUUACCGCUCCUGCCUCCGGCUCAACCACUACUGUCGAUAUUCCUGAGGGCUGGACCACCACUGUGACUGUCUGCACUCACUGUGCUGCUACCCCUACUACUGUGACCCUGACCAAGCCCGCUGCCACUGCUCCGGUUACCACUGAGGCCGUUUCACAGACCACUGCCCCCUCUGUUCCUGAGGGCUACACUACCACUGUGACCUUCUGCCCUAAGUGUGGUCCUACUGGUAGCACUGUCACUGCCACUGUCCCCAUUUCCACUGCCACUGUCCCCGCCCCUGGCUCUGGCUCUGGCUCUGGCUCUGGCUCUGGCUCUGGCUCUGGCUCUGGCUCUGGCUCUGGCUCUGGCUCUGGCUCUGGCUCUGGCUCUGGCUCUGGCUCUGGCUCUGGCUCUGGCUCUGGCUCUGGCUCUGGCUCUGGCUCUGGCUCUGGCUCUGGCUCCGGCUCUGGCUCCGGCUCUGGCUCCGGCUCUGGCUCCGACAAGCCCCAGGUCACUGUUCCUGGCGUCGCUCCCGUGAUUCCCUCGUCCUCUCCCAAGCCCGUCUUUGGUGCUGGCGUUGGAGGCUUCCGUCCCGGCCGCCCAUCCUCUACCCUGGCCGUCCGCCCCUCCGCUUCAGCCUCGGCCGCGCACACUGUGGCUACCACCGGCGCCACUGCUGCUACUACCGGUACUGCUGCGCCCAGCAGCACUGACGAGGGUGUCUCCCCUGUCUACACCGGCGCUGCCUCCAAGGCCGUCGCUGGUACUUUUGGCAGCAUCAUUGCCGUCGCCCUCUCCAUGUUCAUCAUUCUAUGA
Messenger RNA from Penicillium olsonii, 3078 nucleotides. The record is from the annotation of a GenBank genome assembly. Lineage: Eukaryota; Fungi; Ascomycota; Eurotiomycetes; Eurotiales; Aspergillaceae.